GUCGGUCCAUCAAACCAACCAACCAACUGCAUCUAAGCUGUGACCAAGACCCGACUGCCGGUAUUUUCAACAGAGUCAUCAUAGCACCUUCAGCCCUCUAGAGCCGUCAAGGCCGCCCCAUCCAUCAUGGCGCCCACCCGUCCCCCAGCCCAGCCGUUCUCCAAGGACGAGAAGGUUCUCUGCUUCCAUGGCGAGAUGUUGUACGAGGCCAAGAUUCUCGACGUUCAGCCUGCCGAUAGUGGUGAGGGCUUCCAAUACCGCAUUCACUACAAGGGCUGGAAGAACACCUGGGACGACUGGGUCUCUAUCGACCGCAUCCGCAAGUUCACUGAGGAAAACAAGGAGCUCGCCAGCACGCUACACGCUCAGAUGAAGGACUUGCGCCAGAAGAACAGCGCGAAAGCCCCCAAGAAGGGUCUCCGCGUCAAUGGCCCCGAUUCCGCUCGCGGCAGUGAAGAGCGAACUGCGGCGGUAGCCGCUAGUGGACGUGGUCCUCGACGGGCGAGGGACUUUGACCUUGAGCAGGAGGAUGGAUUCCAUGCGCGCCCGUCCAUCAAGUUGCCUAUUCCCGAUCAUAUCAAGGCAAUGCUUGUCGACGACUGGGAGAACAUCACUAAAAACAACCAGCUGGUCCCGCUCCCUCAUCCUCACCCCGUCGAUGACAUUCUGAACGACUACCUCAACUACGAGCGCCCCAACCGAGAAGAUGGUUCUGCAAACAUGGACAUCCUCGAAGAAGUCGUGGCUGGUCUCCGCGAGUACUUUGAGAAGUCUUUGAGCCGGAUCCUUUUGUACCGCUUUGAACGCCCCCAGUACCACGAGAUCCGCAAGGUAUGGGAGAAGGCCACGGAGAACGACAAGCAUAAGUCUGUCUGCGACACAUAUGGCCCCGAGCACAUGUGCCGCCUGAUGGUGUCAUUGCCUGAGCUCGUUGCCCAAACAAACAUGGACCAACAGUCCGUUUCGCGUCUGCGUGAGGAACUCUCCAAGCUUACAGUCUGGCUUGGCAAGAACGCGAAGAAAUACUUUGUCAACGAGUACGAGACUCCUUCUCAGGAGUAUAUCGACAAGGCCCGGAGUUUCUAGGCACCCAGGCCUGAUCAUGAAUCAUCCUAAAUCGAGCGGCCAUCCGUCCGCCGUUUCGCCUCGGUAUGUUUUUUGCGAGUUUGGCAUCGCUGGCUAUCGGCCCAGCCAAACAAGAUUGGCGGGAAACGCACUGGGGGAGGCGUGAAAGGGCCAAAUGUUUGUACAGCCUGCUACUAUUAGGCUCACUUAACCAGUAUGAAGUGUUGAGACAGAUACAUACGUAAUCAUUGCUUUUCUUUGAACGCAGAGCAUCCCACCUAGGGGGUACAUUCACUUGAGACUGGCGAGGAAACAAGGCACGAUUAUUGGCACGUCUUGCACAUCGCCAAACUUUGCGGUUUCCUCGUUCAAGUAGAUAGUUGCCACCGCGAAUGGCAACCAGCGACCUCUAGGUUAACGUAACACAAUGAUGCUAGGCUUGAAUCUCUUGAGGCCUUGAGUGAACUUUUAGUUUCUUCCGUGCAAACACCCAUGUCUGCAUAAGUUGUUGUACAUUCUACCAUGACUUUGUACAGGUUUCCUCCUGGUGAUGGUACACAAAUCGAUGGUUUUCUUUCACCAGUCCGUCGCAGGUAACGUCUGGGUGACCAAGGCAGCUCUAUCUCCUAUCUGCGACGAGUCGAUCAGAUUUCGAUCUGCACCCCUCCUCCGUCCUGAAUUAUCUUCUCUCUAUGCCUCUCGGUGCUCUCUCUCUCUCCUUCUCUCUC
Colletotrichum destructivum is the source of this 1793-nucleotide messenger RNA. Its product is annotated as Putative chromo/chromo shadow domain, Chromo-like domain superfamily, MRG domain-containing protein. The record is from RefSeq and is a predicted model, not a curated record. Lineage: Eukaryota; Fungi; Ascomycota; Sordariomycetes; Glomerellales; Glomerellaceae. Gene Ontology annotation, cellular component: nucleus; Rpd3S complex; NuA4 histone acetyltransferase complex. Gene Ontology annotation, biological process: chromatin organization; regulation of DNA-templated transcription. The coding region runs from base 127 to 1086 and encodes 319 amino acids. The transcript has 4 exons.